Fusarium tjaetaba is the source of this 609-nucleotide messenger RNA. RefSeq lists its product as uncharacterized. NCBI's taxonomy places the organism in Eukaryota, Fungi, Ascomycota, Sordariomycetes, Hypocreales, Nectriaceae. The transcript has a single exon. The record is from RefSeq and is a predicted model, not a curated record. The coding region runs from base 1 to 609 and encodes 202 amino acids.
AUGAUCCCACUUCGAAGCAUCGCAUUGUCAUGUUUGGCUCUGGCCCCUGUGACUGUCUCGGCUGGCGCAUGCAAGCCCAGAUCCACCGAUCUUACAACGGCUGCCUCCUCCACUCUGGAGACCGCGUCGUCCUCCGAAGCCUUCCAAUCGACCUCGACCGAUCUCACAACCGCGAUCGCUUCCACAAUUGAGACAACCACAGAAGCAUCUACCAUCGAGACAACCUCCGAAGCCGCUACCACUACUUCCAGCGCCCCAUGCCCAAGCUACACCCAAAUCAUCCCGCCUCCCAGCGACAAAGUCUGCGGAAAAUCAGUCACCAGAGGAACUUUUGAGUCCUCGCCGCUCUACCUUACAUCUCAACUGUCAACAACUGGUCUCACUGGAUGCCCCAAAUACUGUGAAAAUACCCCGGGCUGUGUUUCUUUUUAUACCGAAGAUUAUGUACCUGGCCAAGGAGCGCCGACUUUCAAGAUCUGCUUCAUGUUUAAGGGAUAUGAGAAGGAUAUUCCCUUCGGCGAGGCACAGGGUGGAACGUCGGCGUACUAUGAACAGGGCUGCUUUGCUUGUGUUCGGGACGAGGCGCCUCAGCCGCCUAUCCCCAGUUAA